AUGGCGUUCUCUGAUGCGAGGAAGGAGCUGGACUGUUCCAUCUGUCUGAACAUUUAUACCAAUCCUGUAAUGCUAAAAUGUGGACACAGCUUCUGCCGGGACUGUAUUGAAAGUGUUCUGGAUACACAGGGGGGGUCCGGAGUUUAUUGCUGUCCUGAAUGCAGAGAAGAGUCCCAGGUGCGGCCUCAACUUAGCAGGAACAUAACACUGCGCAACAUAAUGGAGAGUUUCCGAUCUACCGAGCCAGAGAAGGAGGAUAAGAGCCAGAUCUUCUGUACACACUGUAUUCACUCUCCUGUACCCGCUGUUAAAUCUUGUCUGCUGUGUGAAGCUUAUCUGCUGCAUGGAGACCAUCAGGAACACCAGGUGGAGGUACUGGAGGAGGCCUUUGAAAAGAGGAAGGAGAACCUGACCAAUGCUCUGCAGAAGUUGGUGAAAAAGAGAGAGGAGAUGGAGGAAAGCAUCAAGAGUCUGCAGAAGUGCAAAAGAAAAGUACAAGACAGUACAGACGGUGUAACCAAGAGAGUCAGCACCAUAUUCAGAGACAUCAGGAGACAACUGGACAUCCUGGAGAGGAGAGUUCUUAAAGAGAUAACUAUGAAGGCGGAGAGAGUCUCAUUCCCACCCUCUGAUUUAAUUCAGGAGUUGGAGAUAAAGAAGGACGAUCUGUCCAGGGAGAUUCGUCACAUCGAGGAGAUAUGUAACAUGACGGACCCACUGACUUUCCUACAGGAAUCAGACACAGGAUUAUCUGAUAUAAUAACAGGACUAUAUGGAGCGAUUAUACCUGUACCUGCAGAAAUUUUACUGGAUUCAGACACUGCAAAUAAUUACCUAAAUAUCUCAGAUGAUAAGAAGACCGCACACAAGACAAAUAAAGAUCUGAAUCGCCCUCAAACACCAGAGAGAUUUACUGCUUCGUUUGGCAGCGGUGUUCACCAUAAUAAUUUCGGGGGGUUUCAGGGCCACCGAGUAAAGGGUAACGUUUUGUUUGCCAUGAAUCAAGCCAUCCCACAAUACACAGAUGUGAUGUCUCCUCAGGUGUUGAGCAGUCAGAGUUUCUCCUCAGGGAGACAUUACUGGGAUGUGGAUGUUGGGGGAUCGUCACACUGGAGAGUCGGGAUGUGUUACCCCAGUAUAGCCAGGACAGGAGAAGCAUCAGAGAUUGGAUGUAAUGAGAAGUCCUGGUGUCUGGAGAGGAACGGUGAUAAUUUAUUAGCGAAACAUAACAAGCAAUCAACCAAUAUAAAGGGCAAAAUUCCAAUGCACAGAGUCAGGGUGUGUCUGGAUUAUAAGGAGGGGCAUCUCUCUUUUUAUGAGUUGGAUAUUUCUAUUCGACACCUCCACACCUUCAUUGACAUCUUCACUGAGCCCCUCCAUGCUGCAUUAUAUGUAGGAGGAGGUUAUAUAAAGAUUGAUGGGCAGAAAUAG
Molecule: messenger RNA, 1431 nt
Organism: Rana temporaria (common frog)
Lineage: Eukaryota; Metazoa; Chordata; Amphibia; Anura; Ranidae
Product: putative tripartite motif-containing protein 75
Exons: 3
Coding region: 1-1431 (476 amino acids)
Molecular function (GO): protein binding
Source: RefSeq, a predicted model, not a curated record